This is a messenger RNA of Rhinolophus ferrumequinum (greater horseshoe bat), 1459 nucleotides long. RefSeq names its product canopy FGF signaling regulator 3 (gene CNPY3). Gene Ontology annotation, molecular function: signaling receptor binding. The transcript is spliced from 6 exons. The record is from RefSeq and is a predicted model, not a curated record. Lineage: Eukaryota; Metazoa; Chordata; Mammalia; Chiroptera; Rhinolophidae. The coding region runs from base 163 to 999 and encodes 278 amino acids. Gene Ontology annotation, cellular component: endomembrane system.
GGUGGGCGGAGGCGGCCGGAGGAACGAGCGGGCCCAGGGCUUGCUGUUGCCCAAAUUACGCCGAGGCACGUGUGCAGUUCCGGAAGCGGCUCCGGGAAGCUGCCCAGCGCGCGCAGCCGGAGGGAAGGUAGCCGGUGCGCUCGGGUCGGGUGUGGCUUGGCCAUGGAGUCACUGCCUGAGCCCGCGUCCCGGCUCGGACCCCGCUGGCUUCUGCUUCUCCCCCUUCUACUGUUGCUGCUACUGCCAGCCCCGGAACUGGGCCCAAGCCAGGCCCAAGCCGAGGAAACCGACUGGGUUCGCCUGCCCAGCAAAUGCGAAGUGUGUAAAUACGUCGCUGUGGAGCUGAAGUCAGCCUUUGAGGAAACUGGCAAGACCAAGGAGGUCCUUGACAUGGGCUAUGGCAUCCUGGACCGGAAAGCUUCUGGAGUCAAGUACACCAAGUCGGACUUACGGUUAAUCGAAGUCACUGAGACCAUUUGCAAGAGGCUCCUGGACUACAGCCUGCACAAGGAGAGGACUGGCAGCAAUCGGUUUGCCAAGGGCAUGUCAGAGACUUUUGAGACGCUACACAACCUGGUACACAAAGGAGUCAAGGUGGUGAUGGACAUCCCCUACGAGCUGUGGAACGAGACCUCCGCUGAGGUGGCCGACCUCAAGAAGCAGUGCGACGUGCUGGUGGAGGAAUUUGAGGAGGUGAUCGAAGACUGGUACAGGAACCACCAAGAAGAGGACCUGACUCAGUUCCUAUGCGCCAACCACGUGCUGAAGGGCAAGGACACCAGUUGCCUGGCAGAGCAGUGGUCCGGCAAGAAGGGGGACACAGCUGCCCUGGGAGGGAAGAAGUCCAAGAAGAAGAGCAGCCGGACCAAGGCGGCAGGCGGUGGCGGCAGCAAACAGAGAAAGGAGCUGGGUGGCCUCCAGGGAGAUCCCAGCCCCGAGGAGGAUGAGGGCGUCCAGAAGGCAUCCCCCCUCACACACAGCCCCCCUGAUGAGCUUUGAGCCUAACCCAGCAUCUCCUGAACCGAGACCCCUGACCUGGAAGUUGAAGAAUCGGGGGCAUGGCUCUGCCAGGCAAAGACAGUUCUCGGGGUCCUCUUCCUGCCGGGGAAAGCCACAGCACUGAGGAGAACGCAUCAGCUUCCGUCAGCCCGCGCCGGCCUUUGCCCUCCGCCAAGCGUUUUUCUCCUGGCAAGUCUUCAGGGAAGCCAUGCGAUGUGGGGACAGCAGAGGAUUCCAGUGUGGACUCAAGAGGGGCAGGUCUGGGAGCUGGGCCCCAGGGCUGGAGCCCUCGGAAGACCUUGGGGAGGGCACACCCGGCCUCCACCUCCUGCGCCUCCUCCCCCCGCGGGGCAGGAAGGCUGCAGGCCCCAGCUCCUCUCUGCUCACUCCUUCUCUAGACACUUUGUGCUCUGCCCGGCCCUCCUCAGGGCUCACAGAGUAAAAACCUUUUGGCCUUUUU